Messenger RNA from Gambusia affinis (western mosquitofish), 4731 nucleotides. It is a transcript of the gene nxph2a, whose product is annotated as neurexophilin 2a. Gene Ontology annotation, molecular function: signaling receptor binding. Bases 479 to 1270 code for a protein of 263 amino acids. Lineage: Eukaryota; Metazoa; Chordata; Actinopteri; Cyprinodontiformes; Poeciliidae. The record is from RefSeq and is a predicted model, not a curated record. The transcript is spliced from 3 exons.
GGUGAAUCUUCAGGUACUGAGACUCUGAGCAGAUGCGCGCCGACCUUAGAGUCUCCAGGCGCGCAGCGGAGGAUUUUGCGCACUGGAAUCAAGUAGAGCUGAAGGAACGGUCUGCUUGACUGACCGCAGUCUUGGCACCGGCGGUACGGGACUCAUUUGGUAGAAUUUCACGGCGCACAGAGACAACUUCUUGCUCAAAUCGCUCCGGAUUAAAAAGAAGAAAACAGUUCGGCGGGAUUUGAAACUUAGACAACUAAGUCGCUGUUUGAAGACGCCUCAUUAGAGGAAAUUCCAGCAUCCUGAGAGACGGGGACGUUAAAAGAGGAUUGUAGAACUCUUUGCUGGAUUGAGCAGGAAGGAUUCCAGCGCGAGGUGAUAUCAGAGAUGUUUCAGCGGCAUGCGCGUCUUCUCCUCUCCAAGUCUUUCAGAGAGGAUUUAACCGCCGCUCAUCUUGAAUAAAACUGACGAGUCGCUGAAGAUGAGAGCCCUGCAAACAUUAUUGUUGUUUUUUCUCCUGCACCAGGUCGCAUGCAGGAAAGUGCAUGGAGGCGCCACAGAACUCAUCGAGUGGAGGGACAGUGAUAGCGAACAGAAGAUUUCUCCCACGGGGGUGAGACCACGGAUUCUCAACCCCCUGCGUUUGUUUGCCAAGGGCUCCCCUGAGCUCAAGAGCAACAUGAGGGAAAUGACAUAUUUACAGAACAUGGAGGACUUUUGGGACUGGUUAUCUAACCAGACAGAUGUUCAGGGUGCACAGGCCAGAACUAAACGCAGACCCAUCGUGAAGACUGGCAAGUUCAAAAAGAUGUUUGGGUGGGGGGACUUCCACUCAAACAUCAAGACAGUCAAGCUCAACUUACUGAUCACAGGAAAGAUCGUGGACCACGGGAAUGGCACGUUUAGCGUUUACUUCCGGCACAACUCCACCGGAAUGGGGAACGUCUCCGUGAGCCUGGUGCCGCCUUCCAAAGUCGUGGAGUUUGAGAUCGCCCAGCAGUCAACACUGGAGACCAAAGACACCAAGUCAUUCAACUGUCGCAUUGAAUACGAGAAGACGGACCGCAACAAGAAGACCGCCCUGUGCGGCUUUGACCCGUCCAAGGUGUGCUAUCAGGAGCACACACAGAGCCACGUGUCAUGGCUGUGCUCAAAACCCUUCAAAGUCAUAUGCAUCUACAUUGCCUUUUAUAGUGUGGACUAUAAACUGGUGCAGAAGGUAUGCCCUGACUACAACUACCACAGCGACACACCUUACUCCUCCACAGGAUGACCUAGCUCUUAGCGUGCAGCAGCCUUUGGUCUCUGUCCACAAAACAACCCUGAACGCCUGAGUCUGCUGACAGAAAGUCAACUUGAUCAGGGCAAACAUACUUCAAAUAUUUGGAAAAAAACCUCUGUAAAUAUAGCAGUUGUAUCCAGAAAAAAAACACAUCAGACAGUUUGGUCUUUUGAGACUUGGUUUUAGGGGUUUGACAAAGUAAAAGGCAGUGCUAGCUCCUAACCCUGCGUAAAUCCUCAUCACAACAACACAUGUUCGCUGGUGUAAUUAGUGUCUUGUCCAGAUGUUUUCUUUAAGGCUAGACCAUGAGCAAAAUGUUGCACCAAUUAAAAGUGCAAACCUGGAAUCUGGCAGUGCUGGAGCCAAAAAUUGUAUUACCUAAUUGAGAUAGUCAUCAUUUAACAUAUGACAAGAUUUUGAUCCAUCUUAAAAAAAAAUCUAAAAAAACUGUCAUUUAAAAAGGCAUACAAUAAAGAAAUGUUCAUGUAAGGAUACUGUAUUACAAAAACAGAAAAAAGUUUGACUUUGAACUAGAGUGGAUAUCUAUUUGUACAAUAGGAAAAGUCAAAAAGGAUAGUCUUCUACUUCAAAAUUAUUCAAUAAGUGUCUCAAAGAUUUGAAUAAUUAUUAAUAUUUAGAAACAUUGUUUGUUAAAUUUCUUAUAUAUGUAUUAAUAUGAUCAAAAUUACUAAUUCAACUUAUUUCAGUGUACACAUGACAAAAUACACAGAUCAAUUUACAGAUUUUUGGAAGUUAAUAAUGCAUAUAAUGCCCUGCAAACAUUCUCAUACUGCUUGAAGUUUUCCACAUUCAGCUGCCUUGGAUCAAUUCCUUCUUGAACUUUCUUUCAAUGCAGUAGCAACUGCAGGUCUUUUGGAGUAUCUACUAGCUUUGCAAAUCUAGAAUUCUUUUUUCAGUGCAAAGAAUGUGCUUAGAGCAUUUCUGGACCUUGAUUGAAGAUUUCUAACACAUGAAUAUGCUGUGAUCCACAUAAUUUGACUAGAUCUGAUCAUAUGUUUAUGGCACUUGUCCUACUAGAAGGUGAACCUCCACCCCAGCCUCAUGUUUUCUUCAGCAUUGCCCAAUAUUCAUUUCCAUCCAUCUUCCCAUCAUCUCUGAGUAGCUUCCCCACAUCAUGAUGUCGCCACCACCUUGUUUAAUAGUGUAAUUUAGGUUUAUGUCAAGAUGACAUUUUGCAUGUAGUUCACAGUAUAUCUUUUUGUUGUAUAACCCUAAAAAGCUUCUGUCAAACUGCGCAUGGAAACCCUUAAGGUUUUAUUUCAAAAAUGUCUUUCUUCUAAUUGCUCCUCCAUAAAGGCCAAAUUUGUGAAGUACACAGCUAAUAAUAAUAAUAAUAAUAAUAAUAAUAAUAAUAAUAAUAAUAAUAAUAAUAAUAAAUCCUUUUCCUCUAUAUGGUUAACCUUAAAGGGUCAUGAGUGGGCUUGUGCUUGACAGAUCAUCAAUCCAUCAUACAAACACACAGAGACAAACAAGUCAAACAACCCUGUAUGCACACAUUCACUUCUGAGGGCAAUUUAGAGCAAACAAAUAACCUUAUACAGUAUGCAUAGUUUUAGACUGCAGGAGGAACCCAGAGUAUCCAUGCAAAACCCACACACAGCUGUGCCAGUGUUCAGCCUAAGUAAUAUAUUAUAAUGCUUUUAACAUAUUCUCCCUCCUGAACUGUGGAUCUCUGAAAUCAAUUGCUAUGUUACCACUGGUCUGUCCUACUGUUUAUGUAACAUCUGAAGCAAAUUGGAUGCACUGGAUUUCUUUAGGGUUAUUAGAGUAAAGGAGACCAAAUACAGAUGCAGACAGUACUUUUGAGAAUUGAGAAAAAACAAAAUACAGUUUCUUUCCUACAUUAGUUAUGCACUACUUUUUUAAGAUGCUACUUCACAAAAUAAUCUCUAUAAAAUACAAAAAUAUUUGUCUUUACAAUGUGAGAAAAUGUGGAAAACUGCAAGGGGUAUAAAUACUUUUGCCAGGCACUAUUAUGUAUUUCAGUUCUCCUGUGUUGAUUGCUGCAAUUAUCCCAAGGCAUGUGUGUGCUAAACUGGUCUGAAAUCCAACAUCUGUGUUUGCAGGAUGCACUUUGAGGCAGCAGCCUGCCGAGCGAGCCAUGCAGUGGAUUAAUGUGUCAGGAGAGGAGGGGAGAGGGAUGCAAUAAUUGCAGGACAGGUGGAUUUAGUGAGUCUGGCAGACAAUUAUCAGUACUUUGUCAUGGUCCUGCUAGCAGCCCUGACAUUACCUGUCUUUAAUAGGCUUUAAUUAGCCUGGGAAUUUCUAUUCACCAAGAGGAGAGAGACUGAAAAAGGAAAGAAAAUGGGCAGAAGUUGGAGAAAAAACUUGUCUGUGAUUUCAAGAAGUGGGAAUAUAUAAAAAAAAUAAAAAUAAAAUCUGGCUUUUUUCCAAAUGUACAGCAAGCUUAAGCUGGCAGUGGAAAAGAAGCAGUUUAGCAGUACACGGUGUAAUGUGCUUUGACAUUGCAAUCACCCAGACAGUUUUAAAAGGUUUCGUUGAAAAGCACCAUCAUACGGAAAGCCGUAGAUUGCAUUGCUUGCACACAUCCCGGGUUUUAGGUUAGGGCAUGUGCCACAGAUGACACUGCAAUUAUUUCAGUCGAUGUUACUUCAUGGUCCCAUCAUCUGUAAAUGAUCCUGUCACUUUGUUGGUGAGGUGUAUGAUAAAUCAGAAUCAAUCUACAGUGAAAUGAUAUUUUUAGUUUUACUCCUCGUUGCUGUGUACUACUUGUAACUACAACCAGACGUAUUUAAUUAUGGCUUCAAAGUAAAUGAUGUCAGUUUAUUUAAGUUUUUCCUUAAGAAUAUUUCACAAUGUGUACCCCUCCUCAUUUCUGGUGUUUUAUUAUGAUUAUCAUGUACAUAAAUGUUUAAAUUAUUGCCAACUGUUACAUAUCGCUUUAUUUCCCCGUUUCUGUGUUUUACAUUGUUCCUGUUUGGAUUACCUGCUUAGGUAAACUUGGUUAAAAAUCUCUCCUGUAAAAAAGGAAAAAAAAAUGUCAGUGAGUAGCGUGAUUGCACAUGUUAAUUUUCACACAAAGUUCAUUUUGUUAACAUCUAAUGGUUGAAGAUCACUUUAAAUCUUUAUGGCAUUAAACCUUAUAAGAAAUUGGCUCCCCAGCAUCUUGUCACACCGAGUCUGCCCCGGUCUACUGGUGCUCAGAGUUGUCUCGUUUCAUUCCUGAAAGGCCUUCUCAACAGGAUAAACACACCAUUUUUAAGAGGUACAUUUCGGUGUAGCUUUUUAAUGGGCAAUAAAUCUGUGUCCACAGGCGUGGAUGAUACCAGAGGUACACCUCAGGGAGCACAUCCAUUUUGCUGUGGCCAUCAGGGACAGGGGUCUUUUCAUUCGCUUCCAUUACUCUUAUCUGAUCAGGAUGAGGCACCUACUCCUUCAGCAUCAAGUCACACUAGGCUCCCCCGCUGCAC